AUGAGCAGGCGACCCGUAGAGAAACUAAGUCGUGCGCUCCGCCGCCAGGCGCAGCUGUCCUCACGGCGCCGCCCCCCAAUGGGCGGGGAGACGUCGGUGCCCGCGGCAACGGGGAAAGCGGCCGCGGCAGGCGACGGGGUCGUGGCGCCUGCCCGUGACGCCUCACCGGACGCUGCCGUGGGCGGCGACGCCUUUCAUCCCGCCAGCGCCGCGAUGGCACCCCCCUCCGCGGGCCUGAAGGGCGCCGAGGAUGGGGUCAUUCACGCCAACUACUCGCUGCGCCACGCACUGGCCCGCGGCGCCCCUGAGACUCGCCUCACGCGACAAGUAAAACGCGCCAUUCAACAGUCCACUGGAAAGGCGGAGGCGCUAAAAGCCUUGCAGGUGCUUCUGCAGGCGGAUGGGGAAACACCCACGGCGGCGACGUUCAAAACGCUAUCUGCCGCGCUGUUACAGCACCAUGUGGAGCAGCGAGUGGGCCACGCCGCGUUUGCAAAGGCCCUGACAGACGCGGUAGGGUAUGAAGGCGAUCGAUGGCGGCGUCUCUCGGAGGAGGAACGCUCUGCCUUUGUGAACUACACAUGUCGAACUACGGAACGGUGGGCAGAGCGCGGCUCCUCGUACAACAAACUCUUAGGAUUCUCACAGGAAGGCGCAGAGAAUGAGGUUGUGGCAAAGGUGGAAUAUCAAAUGCGGAAGUCUGGUGUGACGGUGUCGGCCUCCUCACUGGCGGACCUGAUGCACCUUGACGUCACCUGGUCGACGGCUCUGCAUCUCUACAACUUUGCCGGGGAGCUACAAAAGCACGUUCCACCACCCAUGGAAAUGACGGAUCGCCUCAUGGGGCUUAUGACAGGCUACAAGAGUGGACUUGGCGGCUCUCGUCCCUGGACGCGGGCACUGGCGUUGUAUCAAGAGGCUCUCGUGUCUGGCUACGACACCACGCUGACUACGCACGCGCAUGCGCUUGACGCGCUGUGGCGAAGCGCGGACACCUUCCAUCGCGUGCACAGUCCCCUGAGCGCCUCCCAUCAGCGGUGGGUGUGGAAAAAGGCACUUGAGAUCACCCAACGUGUACAGGACACGCCACGACUGCUUCUUACCGGCGACGAGGGUUGUGCAUAUGCGGAGAGCGUCGUCAAGGCCGUUGCUGCCUCGGGCCGCUGGUCUGUGGCGGUGGCGCUUCUCAGCAACCUGGAUACCUCCAAUAUGGAUCUUUCGUUUCGCUUUCUGGUGCCCACCGCGGAGACGUACGCCUUUGCCAUGGCGGGGUGCCACACAGCCGGUCACGCGGCCCACGGUGAGGCUCUGUGGACUAUUUUCAGGGAGACCUACACCCUGCGCUCGCUCCACUCUGAGGCGCUUGCAAUUCUUCUUCAGUCGCUUCGUCAAGUCGUUCGCAGCUUACCCAUCGUAGGCCCUCUUCUUGAGGAGUUGGUGAACGACGGAAAAGGGCUGGAGCGUCAAGCGGCUGUGGCUGCUUUGCAGCUGCUCUCAAGCAGGUACGUGAAGACAAGUGAGCGGCGGUGGGUGUUGGCCGCCAAGUUACUCGACAUGUACGACGCAAACCCGUGGCCUCAGCAACCGCUGGCACGGAAAGCGGAGCUGCAAACGGUAUUUCGAUGUUGCCACCUGAUAGCUGCGAUGGAGGAGCCGCAAGGCGGCAGGACUUUGCUUCUGCAACUUCGAAAACGUCUGGUGGAUGUGUUUGGCGGCUCCUCGGCGGAGGUGGAAUGGCUCGACGACACCGCCAUCUACGCGCUGCAGGUGACCUCCAACUGGAGCGAGGCCCUUGCCACCUACGACGCAGCCGUCGCUCGGCGAAAACCCGAGCAUGUGCCGUAUCUGCCGAUUCCCCUGCGCCAGGCGAAGAUGAUGCUGGUGGAGGCGCUUGUCCGGUCUUGCCGGGCGAUGGAGGAAGACGGUGAGUCCUUUCUAGUGGACGAGGACACGCAAGAGGCGGACCGCGAUGCUGCUGCGGCGCUGACGCAACGGGCCCUCGCCGUAACGAAGGCCGUGUUUGGACCAGAUGAUACUUUUCCCCAUCACCUGUACGCCGAGUUGCUCCUGAUGCAGGCGUUGAGUGCCACAACGAGUGGUCAACGGAAGUUGCACGCGCUUGAGGCAAUGCGCCAUUUUUCGCAGGCCUCGGCGGAGUUGAUUGAACACCGCCUUGUUGUUCGCACAGCCACAGCCUUGUCGCUUACGGAGAUGCACGUGGAGAACGCACUUCUGGUAGGGCAUGCGGCCCUGCUACAAGCGACGCUUUCGCAGCGCAACUGCCGCCGCAGGCCGGAAAGCGCCCACGGCGGCUUUGAUGUUGUGGCGUGGUAG
This is a messenger RNA of Trypanosoma conorhini, 2334 nucleotides long. RefSeq lists its product as uncharacterized. The transcript has a single exon. The record is from RefSeq and is a predicted model, not a curated record. Lineage: Eukaryota; Euglenozoa; Kinetoplastea; Trypanosomatida; Trypanosomatidae. Bases 1 to 2334 code for a protein of 777 amino acids.